This is a messenger RNA of Pecten maximus, 2391 nucleotides long. RefSeq names its product hillarin-like. Bases 5 to 1993 code for a protein of 662 amino acids. The transcript is spliced from 5 exons. NCBI's taxonomy places the organism in Eukaryota, Metazoa, Mollusca, Bivalvia, Pectinida, Pectinidae. The record is from RefSeq and is a predicted model, not a curated record.
AAUAAUGAAAACCCUGCGACAUUAUCCGAAACCAGUACCUAAUCCCCAAGGGCAGAAAUCGGAAUCAUCUGUCCAGUGGUUUGGUGACUGGACUCCAGUGUGGCCGGAUGCUGUCCAGAACAUGACUAAACAACGACAACCAAAAUCCCAGGACAAUGAUUCCGGACUCGAGGAUGUAGCUAACAUUGGUCUCACCAUCCAAGAUAUCGAGUUCAGGUCUCGUCAUACUCCUCGCUAUUUCAACGAAAGCUUCGAUGAUUUGAUAGAGUACCUUGUCAUGGGUGUCGACGCAUCAUCACAGCCCGAUAUGUUGGUUUGUCGCGCGCUGGUGGGCUGGCUGAGUAGUCAGAAGCUGAACACCUUCAAACAUUUAACAGGGACGGAGGACACACCUGAAGGAUGCCUGGCUCUACUGGCGCAGAGGCGCACGACCUUCUCCACUGUUUUCACCAUCAUAUGCCGGAAGGCCGACAUAGCAUGUGUUCAGAUCGGAGGGAUGUGUAAAGCGCUCGGGAGAUAUCAACCAGGGGAUACUAACAUGACGAAUUUAGCUUGUCUGUGGAACGCGGUCUAUAUUGAAAAACAUUGGUACAUCAUUCAUCCUAUAUGGAUGUGUAGGGCCUACGUUGGCACAAAAUCUAAUGGUUGGUUCAAGUUUGUAGAGAAACCCCAGCAACUAUUAAACUUCAACAAAUUUGCAUUCACGGAAUAUUAUGUUAUGACGGAACCCGAGGAGUUUAAGUUCACAUGUUAUCCAUUCGACCCGCAGUGGCAACUACAACAAAAGCCCAUGUCCAGGAAGGAGUUUCUAGAACAACCGUAUCUACUGCCACCAUUUUUUGGUUUGGGGCUCGUACUGAAAACAAAACAUGCUUGUGUUCUAGACGCAAUCAACGGUAAAGCCGUUAUCGAAAUCGAAGCUAAGGCAAAAAACUCGAAUCUACUUCAUCUUUGGUAUGGAUUAUCCUUCGGAAAUAACACUUCGUUGCUGAAUGAAUCCGACAGAGAGUUUGUAGAUCCUCAAGUAAUACCAAAACACGUGCGGAUGCUUCGAUUUGGAAACAAAUGGAAAUUUGACAUCCAUCUUCCCGUGGAGGGUGUAUAUAAGUUUGCAGUAUUUGCUGGUCCGAAUCAAAAUCCAUUGGUGCGAGUUUGUGAGUUCCUUUUGAAGUGUUCAUCUCGGAAAUCUGACUGUCUCCCUCUUAGAAUUGACCCUGGAUCUAUUGGUUUCGGACCAAACAUUUCAUCUGAACGAGUUGGUCUUGUGAUUCCCUUAAAACGCCGGGGCGAUAUCUUUGUAAGGAAGGGGGAUGUGUUCAACGCGAAAUUUCUAGUCGAUGGAAAUUUCGCAGAUAAGAUAGAAGUAAAGGCGACAUUUUACGCCUCUGGAUUCGCUGGUUCGAGAACAGAGAAAGUGUCAUGUGAAAUAAACAGAAAACAAAGAGAAGUAUCUAUUACUGCCACAUUACCAAACGAUGGAGAGUACAUUCUGACGGUUUGGACUGCCAGCAACUUUGAACAGCGUAAACGAAAUGGCUACCAACCUGUGUGUCAUUAUCUGUUAUCGUCGUACAUUACACCUGUGCAACAGUCUCCUCGACAAAGACAUCAGAGACGGAAACUCCAAGUUGCCAUGGAAGCAGAGGAUAUGAAUGGAAUGGAAAAUGCCAUAGUGCAUUGCAUUAAAGAAGGAAUAGACCCGGAAGAUGACGAGGUUGAAUAUGCUAAACUCAAAUGUCAGAUUCUCAAAGCAAGGAGAGAUAUACACGACUGCAUUCUUAGGAAAAACCUGGAUAUUACUCUACAAACUCUGAAGUUCAUCAGACAAUCCAAACUGACCAAAGUCCUCUGCCAGGAAAUCGUGACAUUGGUCAAGUUAAAGGAAGGACAAGACUACGGCCAUGUUGGUUCAGACUGGGAGGAGACUGAUUCGGAGUAUUCUCUUCAGUACUCUCUAAAUUCCCUACAAGGAUGGAAUCAGGACAACAAUUAGGAUACAAAUAAUAUGUUAACUCGAUAUACUUGACUUGCAUUGGUGUCUGUGGUACAGAUACGUUCAUUUCCGAAAAUUAGAUUUAGGUUUAUUGUUAACUAUCAUUCAUUAACAUAAUAGUCUAGUGUGUAUUUCAAACUAAGUGAUCUAGUAAAAUGGUUACUAUCCAAAAGAAUAUUUGACAAGUCUGCUUACUUCAAGGAGUUACUUCCCCUUAAAUAAAUCUUUCAUAUCUAUGUGUCUGUAUGUCUUACCGCAUGUUGUCACCUCAAGAAGAAGACUUAGACAGGUUUUGCCUGAUAUCUUAUCCUUAUGACUUUCUCCAUUUCAAUGAAAUUUGUAGAAAUUGAAGAAAACAUUGUAGAAAAUUAAAUAAACAGGAGUUUAACUGGAUUUUA